AUGGCAGAAUCGCUAGGAGUAAUGGUUUUAUCUGCAAGAAUGGCUUGUCAGAAGGAUAUCCAUAUUCCUGUAGGUGUUCAGAAGCGAAAGUGGACUAAGAGGAAAAAUACUAAGAAUGCGAAGAUAGAGGUAAGAAAGGUUGUCAAACCGAAAUUUACCAAAAGGAAACUAGUGGAUGUUAUGAUAACAGAAGGACCCAUUGAAGUCUAUGAAGCAGGUGAUAAGAAAAGAAAACAAUUGGUCACUGAGAUUGAAGGUCACACAAAGCAACCAGAGGUGGUGUUGGAGGACCAACACUGCCUAUCCCAAUAA
Molecule: messenger RNA, 312 nt
Organism: Lathyrus sativus (Indian pea)
Lineage: Eukaryota; Viridiplantae; Streptophyta; Magnoliopsida; Fabales; Fabaceae
Source: the annotation of a GenBank genome assembly